Messenger RNA from Hipposideros armiger (great roundleaf bat), 1301 nucleotides. It is a transcript of the gene SNX22, whose product is annotated as sorting nexin 22. The record is from RefSeq and is a predicted model, not a curated record. NCBI's taxonomy places the organism in Eukaryota, Metazoa, Chordata, Mammalia, Chiroptera, Hipposideridae. The coding region runs from base 54 to 635 and encodes 193 amino acids. Gene Ontology annotation, molecular function: phosphatidylinositol phosphate binding. The transcript is spliced from 7 exons.
GGGAGAGUUCGGGCUCCUAGCUUAGUGCGAGGAGGGCGGGGGCGGGAGCGCGGAUGCUGGAAGUUCACAUCCCGUCGGUGGGGCCCGAGGCCGAGGCGCCCAAGCAGAGCCCAGAGAAAGGCCACAUGGUGUUCCGAGUGGAGGUGCGGUACUGCGGGCGCAGACACACGGUGCCGAGGCGCUACAGCGAGUUCCACGCGCUGCACAAGCGGAUCAAGAAACUGUACAAAGUGCCCGACUUCCCCUCGAAACGCCUGCCUAACUGGAGGACCAGAGGGUUGGAGCAGCGGCGGCAGAGUUUGGAGGCCUAUAUCCAGGGCGUCCUAUACCUGAACCAGGAUGUGCCCAAGGAGCUACUUGAAUUCCUGAGUCUUCGGCACUUUCCCACAGAUCCCAAGGCCAGCAGCUGGGGGACCCUCCGGGAGUUCCUGCCUAGCAAUAGCAGAGUGCAGCUGCACCACCAGCCUGUCAUCAGCUUCUGCGUGGAUCCCUACAUUUGCAUCCCAUCCCCAGAGCCUCUGCCCAAUGUGGUGGUGAAUGGUGUGCUCCAAGGCUUCUACGGCUUCAGCACCAGCACAGCUGACGCCCAGCCAGAGGAGCCUUGUCACCCUGCAUCUCUGCCACCGAUGCCCUGACCAGCCCAGAGGCCUCUGGACUAUCUGCCAGGACAGUCACGUGCCUCAGUACUGUGAGCUCCAUAAAAGGGACAUAGGCUAGGUCCCCCUUGGACUGGACCCAGGACUUACCCACCCCAGGCUCAGAACUCAGCUGCACUGGUGGCUGGGGGUGCUAGAACUCCUGCACUCCCAGAGCCCUGGGGCCAGGGCGGGGACGACAGAGGGUAAGGAGAGGGAGAAGUCAAUUUAGGAGGUAGGCUAUGAAAAGGUACAGGUGUAUUUCCUCACCAACACCAGGAGAGGGCAAGCAAAGGUUGCAGCAAAGUGGUAGCUGGCAAAGGUCAGAAGCAAGGAGCAAAAGUUCCUGCUCGAGGUUUUAUGGGUAGCACCUGGGGAAAGGACUCUGGCUGGAGCCCAAGGAGGGGACAGGCAGGGGCCACAGGAGUCCCAGACAGGCUAGGACGUAGACCUUGGGGGAGGUGCUGCAGGCCCCACAACCUAGCCCACACACAGGUUAUAAAAAAACCCACUUUUUUUUUAUUGGUCAGUGUUGGUAGGAGUUUGUUACAAAACUGGGCCUGUGGGCCUGUGGAAUGUGAGAGGAGGGGUCCACUCCACCAGAUGCCAGCACUAGGGCCAGUGCAGCAGAGCCCUGUGGCGGGCUGUCUUCACCCCUCAAGUGGG